Molecule: messenger RNA, 1230 nt
Organism: Hyla sarda
Lineage: Eukaryota; Metazoa; Chordata; Amphibia; Anura; Hylidae
Gene: C6H11orf68
Product: chromosome 6 C11orf68 homolog
Exons: 2
Coding region: 202-927 (241 amino acids)
Source: RefSeq, a predicted model, not a curated record
AAGCCUCGCUUGCGUUACGUGAUCUCUAGACCCGCUCUUUUUUCUUCUUCUUUUUUUUUCGUGUGUUACUGAUUGUCAAUAAAGUUUUCUAAUGAACACAAGCCCCGCCCCGAGUAGUCAGCUGUUCCAAUAUGGCUGACGGCGUCUAGGCAAACAAGGCCUAGAAGCGAUAUAGCGGAGCCUUGUCACUACUGUGUAAACAUGUUGGACUGUGAGGAGGGUGAGCGUGGAUCCAAAGCAGCAGAAGACCAUGCUGCUGAAUCCAUGGCUGCCGAUAUGGAUCCCUGGGUAAUCUUUGAUGCUCGGAAGACUCCACAUGCAGAGUUUCAUGACUGGUUAGAAACGUACCGACCUUCCAGGGUCCCUCGUUUUGGAGACCCUGAAGAAGGAUCUGGACCAGUAGGGUGGAUAGCAGUGUAUGGCCCAGGCUACUGCCCACAGAUUGAAGGUGGCAAGGACCUUCAGGAUGCUUGGGAAAAGCUUCAAAAUACAGGACGCAAAGUCAAUUAUGAACUUGUUCGUGAGUUAGCACUUAAUUGUGGAGUGACAUCUGGGAAAUGGCUUAUGCAUCUAGACACUGGAUUCAAAGUUGACCAUGCCUGGCGUGGAAUAGCUACUGCAGUCAUGGAAGGUCGGCUUACUGUAGCCAAAGUGAGCCCUCUCCAUCCUGAAAGUAAGCAUGUUAUAUGUGUGUAUACUGAAGACUUCACAGAUGAAGAAAGUAUCAUGCAGACAGAUGCUGUCAUCCGGAGCUCAGGUGUAAAAUGUUUACUGUCCUAUAAGCCAGAUGUGUACACCUAUUUAGGCAUUUACAGAAACAAUCAAUGGCAGAUGUGCCCCACUAUCUAUGAAAGCCGAUAUGAUUUGGAAUGCAUUCCCCGCCGGUCCAGAGUUACUAACAAGGUUACCAACAUUGAAGUGACAUAAAGAAGUCUUAUGUUGUGCGUCUGUGUAAAAAGGCUUUCCCAAAUAAUUCUCACCAUAUGCUACAGCUGAAUAUAAUUUAUAUUACUGUAGGACUUUUGGCCAGUUCAUUUAUUGAUUUUGUUAGACUAUCUAGCAGGAUUGUGCUUGUAAUCUUAAGUGAAUAUUCUCACUUUCCCUUUGUGUUCGCUAUAAAUGUGUGUGAACAUUAUUGGUAUGUAUAAGCUGUUUUGUAACUCUUGUGCUUGGAACACAAUUUUUAUUUCAGAGAUAAAGUCUAGUAAGUAUAUAAAAAACAAACAAACA